This is a messenger RNA of Panicum virgatum (switchgrass), 1672 nucleotides long. RefSeq lists its product as uncharacterized. Bases 176 to 1447 code for a protein of 423 amino acids. The transcript has a single exon. NCBI's taxonomy places the organism in Eukaryota, Viridiplantae, Streptophyta, Magnoliopsida, Poales, Poaceae. The record is from RefSeq and is a predicted model, not a curated record.
AAGUCCAAGUUGCCUGCUGCAGCCAGCCGGCCGCCGUACCCCAGGAGAAAAAAAAAACAAAAUCUUCGCUGCGAUUCGCCCACCCAUUGCAGUGCAGAGGGCGCCGCCAGAGGCUGAGGCCUUGCCUUCCCGUUCGUUCCCCCCUCCCCAAAGGCCAGCCAAGCCAAGCGACGCGAUGCCCAACGCGAUACCGGCCUGCUUCCGCGCCGCGGCGGCGCCGGGCGGCCGGGCGGGCCGGGCGUCGGCCACGGCGCCCUCGGGGUCCGGGAGCGGGACGGCCUCCUCGGGGGCGGGGACCAGCCUCGCCACGUCCGUCUACGAGACGCGCCUCGGCCUGGCCGCGCUGUCCUGGUCGCGCGCCGCGCUCGGGCUCAGCCUCCGCGCCGUGCUCCGCGUCUCCGCCGGCGACGACGAGGACGACGACGGCGACGGUGGUGGCGAGGACGGGGAGGAGGCGACCGUGGCCGUGCGCGUGCGCCCGUGGCUGCUGUGGCGGCGGCGCGGGUCCAAGCGCUUCCGCGUGCGGGACCGCCGGGUGGACCUGGCCUGGGACCUGUCGCGCGCGCGGUUCCCGCCCUCGGGCUCCCCCGAGCCCUCGUCGGGCUACUUUGUCGCCGUCGUCGUGGACGGCGAGAUAGCGGUCGUGGCGGGGGACAUGGCGGAGGAGGCGUACAGGAAGACCAGGGCGCGCCGCCCGCCGGGCCCGGGGCCCGUCCUCGUCUCGCGCCGCGAGCACGUGUCCAUGCGCGACGCGGGCGCCGGCCGCGGCCACCGGACCUGCGUCCUCGUGCGCGGCAAGGAGCGGGAGAUCUCGGUGGAUCUCGUCUCGCGGGGCCAGGGGCAGCCCAAGGAGCAGCGGGACAGGGACAGAGACAGGGCCGAGGUCGGCAUGUCCGUCUCCGUCGACGGCGAGCGCGUGCUCCACGUCCGCCGCCUGCGCUGGAAGUUCCGCGGAUCCGAGAAGGUGGACCUCGGCGGCGGCGACCGCGUCCUCGUCUCCUGGGACCUCCACAACUGGCUCUUCCCCGCGCGCGACGCCUCGCCCCCCGACGCCGCCGCGGCCGCGGCCCCGCCCGCGCACGCGCACGCCGUCUUCGUCUUCCGCUUCGAGCUCGCUGACGGCGGCAGCGGCGAGGAGCGCGACUCGGCCGACGCCAGGGCGAAGGAGGUGCCCGACAAGGCCGGGAGAGGCGGCUGGGCGGGCUACGUUGGCAGGUGGGGGAGAGGAAGGGACUGGAGCGAGAGCAGCAGCAAUGGCGAGAAGCGGAGGAAGAGGGGGCCGGCCCGCAGGCUGGCCAUGGCGAGCUCCUCCUCGUCGGCGUCAGUGGCGUCGUCCUCCGCGUCGUGGGCGAGCGGCUCCACGGUCAUGGACUGGGGCAGCCCCGAGGACGCCGAGCUGCAGCGCGGCGACGGCUUCUCCCUCCUCGUCUACGCCUGGAAGAACUAGAGUGGUGGGCUAGCGGCGGAAGCGGCUCGCCGGCAUUGUUUCGAUUGAUGAUUGGUUCUCGAUUCAGUGAGUAUUUCUUCUUCCCAUUGUUGUAAGUUGCAAUUGUUCACCGAGCAAUAUUCUUGUGCAGUUUUGAGUGCUUGCUCCACUGACCACACCAUUCUUCUUUUACAAUCUCCAUAGAAAUGGACAUCUAGAGAAAGUGAGAAACCGUACUGUGUGAUC